Sclerotinia sclerotiorum 1980 UF-70 is the source of this 1650-nucleotide messenger RNA. RefSeq lists its product as hypothetical. The record is from RefSeq and is a predicted model, not a curated record. The transcript is spliced from 3 exons. Bases 1 to 1650 code for a protein of 549 amino acids. NCBI's taxonomy places the organism in Eukaryota, Fungi, Ascomycota, Leotiomycetes, Helotiales, Sclerotiniaceae.
AUGGCGGAUGCGGAGGAAAAGGCAAAGGCGGAAAAGUUGGCUGCGGCUAAGAAACGUGUGGAGGAAAUGAAAAAGAAGAAAGCGAAGAAGGCGGGCGUUAAAAAGGAAGAGAAAACCGAAACUGCAGGUCCGAAGAGUGAAGAGACGAUUGAGACGACUGAGACGACUGCUGCAGUACCAUCUGAAGCUCCAAUUGAAGCGCCAGUCGAUACUUCUACCGAAAUACCAAUCGCUCCCGAGGAGACAAAUAUCGAGGAAGAAAAGAAAGAGGAAACCCCCCCAGAAGUUCUAGAAAACAAGGAUAAGGAUGAAGAUGAGAAGGUAUCGGAACUCAGUUCUGCUUCGAGACAUGGAAGGUCGCCCUCGUUGUCGGUGCAAUCUAAGAUGAGGUCAUCUUCUUUUAGACAGGCUUCAGGAGCUCUUUCGCCGGAAAUUGCUUUCAGUCCUAGUGGUGAUACGGCGCCGGAUAUUUAUAGGAAACAAGCUUUGAAGAUUGAGGAAUUGGAGAAGGAGAAUAAGAAGUUGAGUAAAGAAGCGGUAGAUGCAGAGAAGAGGUGGAAAAAGGCCGAAGAAGAAUUAGAGGAUUUGAGGGAGGCAGAAGGGGAGUCUUCUAAAGGCGAGAAAAGUACUGGUAGUGGGUCUUCUGAGGAGGUGGAGAAGUUGCUUGAGCGUGUCGCAUCAGGAUCAUCUGUGGAAAAGGAACAAAUUACCGCUCUUGAGGAUAAGUUAGCAAGAAGUGAAAAGUUGGCUGCAAAUGCGCAACGCGAAUUGGGAGAUUUGAAAAAGAACCUCGAAAGAACGACUGAGAAAGCUGUUAAAGAAGGUAGUGAACGCAUAUCCGCAGAAACAAAAUUACGAACACUAGAAAGAGAAGCAGAGGAAGCUAAAGCACAUAGCGAUGAACUUCAGAAGAAAGUGGAGGCGCUUGAAAAGAAAGUAUCUACACUUACGACGCUUCAUAAAGAGCACGAUGCUCGAUCGCAAGCUCAGAAGAAAGAACGUGAAAAAGUGGAGAAGGAAGCAUCAGAUCUCCGAAUUCGAUUUGCCAGUGUCGAGAAUGAAAAUUCUCGUCUGAAGGAAGAAAGGGAUAGGUUGAAGAAACGAGAUGCACAAGGAAUUGAUGAUGAUGGGGUUGAUGAACUAGAGAAUGAGGAGAGACAACGCUUGGAAAGGAAAGUCAGAGAUUUGGAAGCCGAAGUCCAUGAUUUAAGAAGAGGAGUAUGGAGAGAUCGAAGAAGAGAAAUGGAAGGUGAAGGAGAUGAUACGAGUCCAGGAGCAAGAUUCACAGAUGUAGAUUUAGGUGGAAGUGGAAGUCCUCAUAGGAGAAAGAGUGGAGUUGUGCACCAAGGAAAGGGCAUCGGAGAUUAUCUAACAAGUGGCUUUAAUGCUAUUACUGGCGGUACGGCACCUCUAGGUUUGGGUCAUGCACAUGGAGGAGGGGAAGAUGAUGAUGAUUUAUUGGAUGAUGAUGAUUUACUCGAAUUUGAUGAGGAAGCUUUUAGGAAGGCACAGCAGGAGGAGGCGAUGAAGAGGAUCGAGAGGGUUAAGGAGGUUAAGCGGGCGUUGAAGAAUUGGGAGGGUUGGAGGUUGGAUUUGGUCGAGAAUAGGAGUGCGGGUGGUGAGGGGGUGGGGGAGAUUUUUGAGAUUUAG